This is a messenger RNA of Trichophyton benhamiae CBS 112371, 1563 nucleotides long. RefSeq lists its product as uncharacterized. Gene Ontology annotation, molecular function: clathrin heavy chain binding; SNARE binding; 1-phosphatidylinositol binding. The transcript has 3 exons. Gene Ontology annotation, cellular component: clathrin-coated pit; clathrin-coated vesicle. The record is from RefSeq and is a predicted model, not a curated record. Bases 1 to 1563 code for a protein of 520 amino acids. Gene Ontology annotation, biological process: clathrin coat assembly; clathrin-dependent endocytosis; vesicle budding from membrane. NCBI's taxonomy places the organism in Eukaryota, Fungi, Ascomycota, Eurotiomycetes, Onygenales, Arthrodermataceae.
AUGGCUAUAAUAGCACAGUUCCAGGGAGCGAACAUAUGGAGAUACUCGGAGUAUCUAAUCGCGCGGUCUCUGGCCUUCUCAGAGACAAAGACGGACUAUGUUCGCAACGGACAAGGCAGACUGAAGACCUUAACUGUCUCAAAGGGUCUAUUGCGAGAAACAGAGAUUGUUCAGAAGCAAAUUAAGGCUCUUUUGAAAUGUGAUGUGCGCAUAUACCAUCUUGCGUUUCUCCUGAGUGAUGAACCCGAUAAUGAAAUCACUUUAACUGGCUUCCGGCUAGUGACGCUUGAUCUGUUGACGCUUUAUUCUGUUAUGAAUGAGGGUGUCAUCAAUGUCCUGGAACACUACUUCGAGAUGUCUCGGACAGACAGCGAACGAGCAUUGCAUUUGUACAAAGUUUUUAGCGCCCUAACGGAUGAUGUCGUUGCAUUUUUACGAGUUGCCAGACAGUACGAACAUGCUACUCGACUUGAGAUACCCAAUUUAAAGCAUGCAUCUACGGAUUUGGCGAAGUUGCUAGAAGAUGACCUGCAUGACCCCGAUUUUGCAAUCCGCCGGAAGGAAUACCGUGAACAGAAGUUUGGAAAAUCCAAAGGUGAAAGUAGCUCAGCAUCAAAAGCUGCAAAAUCACAACCCUCGUCCAAGGCGAACAAUAGCACGUCUUCUAAAGACGUACCAAGCUCUGGUACUAAAGCUCCAGCUGCGGAUCUAAUCGACUUCUUUGGGUCCAUUGAGGAAAAUCAACCGCCAGCGAAUCAACAGCUACCACCACAACAGCCACAGCAGCAGAAUACGCCAAUGCAAUUCCAGCAAACAGGUUUCCAGCAGCAGCCGGUACCAGCCGAGUUCCUACAGAAUCAAACGGGAUUUGCCCCCAAUCCAAUGGGACAAAACAUCAACCCGUUCGGCCAGUACGAUACACAAAUGCAACAACAGCAACAGCAACAACCUCCAGCGGCCCAGCCACUACAAGCUUCUCACACAGGCGCUGGAUUCGGGGGUUACACCCCACAGCCUUUCCAGAGUCCAAGUCCACUUUCUGCUAUUCCACAGAACGGGGCAGUUCCCUUUCAGCGACCCAUGACAGCGGGUGCCACACCACGGGCCAACAACCCUUUCCGACAGUCUAUGCUUCCCACCGCAGACAACUUAUCAUCCCCCCAGUUACAGUCUCCUUCAACAUUGGCCAUGAAGCGGCAAUCUACCAACCCGUUUGCGAAACAACCUCCUGCUAUCCCUCCACAGUACCAAAUUCCCAACCCCAACCAAUACCCAAUGCCAUCAUCGUCUCCACCCCCUUCACAACAACAGCCUCAGCCCCUUCAGCCUCAGCGAACAGGAACAAACCCGUUUGCGCGGCCUCAGCCACAACAAAGCCAGGAAGCACUACCGGCCCAACGUCUACAGCCAAACCCAACUGGCAGCACAAACCCUUUCCGCCAAAGUGCUUUUAUAAACCAAGCCACGGGUCAAGGAUGGCAGAACGUUCCGCAAGGAACCAUGGGCGGACUAGAGAAGCUAGAAACCAUCCCUGUGUUCCCUCGGCCAGGUCAAAUGGCAUAG